AUGGCAUCUUUUAAUUGCAAAUUGAGUUUGAUUUUCUUGAUCAUUGUGUCAAUGUCAUUUUUUCAUCAAGCUAUGGCUGCACCCUAUGAUUCCACCCCCACCAUUAGCCCCACUACGUUUAAAGCCAUGCCUUGGAAACAAGCUUUUGCCACAUUUUAUGGAGACGAAACUGCUUCUGAAACAAUGGGUGGAGCUUGUGGAUAUGGAAACUUGUUUAAUUCAGGUUAUGGAACAGCAACAGCAGCAUUGAGCACAGUAUUAUUUGGCAAUGGAUAUUCAUGUGGUCAAUGUUUUCAAAUAAUGUGUGUGAAAUCAAAAUUUUGCUAUACAGGGUUCACCACAAUUACAGCCACAAACCUUUGUCCACCUAAUUGGUCCCAAGAUUCAAACCAUGGUGGAUGGUGCAACCCACCACGUCAACAUUUUGACAUGUCAAAACCUGCUUUCAUGAAAAUUGCCCAAUGGAAGGCUGGCAUUGUCCCCGUAUCGUACCGCAGGGUACCUUGUGUUAAGAAAGGUGGGAUUAAAUUCGCGCUCCAAGGAAACGGUUACUGGUUAUUGGUAUACGUGAUGAACGUGGCGGGAGGUGGUGACGUGGCAAGCAUGUGGGUGAAAGGAAGCAAAACAGGAUGGAUUAGCAUGAGCCACAAUUGGGGAGCAUCAUAUCAAGCAUUUGCAACACUUUCAGGCCAAGCACUUUCAUUCAAGCUCACUUCAUACACAUCUCAUGAGACAAUUAUAGUUAAUAAUGUUGCACCUUCUAAUUGGCGUGUAGGCAUGACUUACCAAGCCAAUGUCAACUUCCAUUAGUCGAGUCAGUAGAUUCUGAAUAUUUUCUUCUGAGCCCUCUAGAAGUCCCGAUCCCGAGCCUCAAUUAUAGGCAAUAUUUUUCGCCUUCACUUUUUUUUUUAUCUAGGCGCCCUUCAAGGAGUGGUAUGACCAUCUUUUUCCUCUUGUUGUUAUUUGUCAUAAAACUUUUAUUUUGUGAUAUUGUACCUAGUCUUUCAUCACUAUU
Solanum stenotomum is the source of this 1015-nucleotide messenger RNA. RefSeq names its product expansin-A18-like. The record is from RefSeq and is a predicted model, not a curated record. Gene Ontology annotation, cellular component: extracellular region. Bases 1 to 810 code for a protein of 269 amino acids. NCBI's taxonomy places the organism in Eukaryota, Viridiplantae, Streptophyta, Magnoliopsida, Solanales, Solanaceae. Gene Ontology annotation, biological process: plant-type cell wall organization. The transcript has 3 exons.